Messenger RNA from Spinacia oleracea (spinach), 3280 nucleotides. RefSeq lists its product as uncharacterized. The record is from RefSeq and is a predicted model, not a curated record. NCBI's taxonomy places the organism in Eukaryota, Viridiplantae, Streptophyta, Magnoliopsida, Caryophyllales, Amaranthaceae. The coding region runs from base 543 to 2954 and encodes 803 amino acids. The transcript has 3 exons.
UCAUUAAUGCCAUAAGUAAACUUUCCUCACCUUUUCAUAUUCAUCUUGGGUUUGAAGAACAUAACUUCUUUUUCUCUCAACAUAAAUUUGUGAUUUUUUUGUUUCUUUGACAAUUCCUUUUUAUGGGUUGUUCUUCUUAGAUUGUUACUCAGGUCAUUUUCGAGUAUAUCAGAGAAAAAAUUUACUCCAAAUUCAUGGCGGCCCUUGCAUUUUAAAUUGAACUACUCUACAGUGACUUUGCUGUAUUUUCUGGUGGGACUGGCGAAAAUUUAACUUGUUUUUCUUCAUCAUUGCUUGCUUGAGUCUUUGUUUUGGUUUAGCGACAAAAGUAUGUUUCAGAAUACUCAAGUGAAGCCAUUUGCAGGUCUUGGUUGAUGGAAGCAAGAAUCUUUCUCUUCACUUCUGCAAUCUGAUAAUCACAUUCUAGUAUCGUGAUUCGAGAGGGGUUCCCCUAAUCGUUCUGUGGAACCCCAUUUCAUUCAACCACCUAUCAAGAGAGGCUUUAAUAACGAAAGGGAAAGAAAGAGUCAAGUUUGGAAAUAAUGGAAUGCAAUAAAGACGAAGCGAUGAGGGCAAAAGACAUUGCCGUCAGAAAAUUCACAGAAAAAGAUUUUUCCGGUGCAAAGAAGUUUGCACUAAAGGCGCAGACUUUAUAUCAGGGCCUAGAUGGAAUCGCACAAAUGAUAGCCAGCCUCGAGGUUUACAUUUUAGGUCAAAACAAAAUAAACGGAGAAAUUGAUAUGUAUGGCGUACUCGGUGUUGCUCCGUUAGCUGAUGACGAGACCAUAAAGAAACAUUACAGGAAACUGGUAUUACAACUUCACCCUGAUAAAAACAAGUUUGUUGGUGCUGACGGUGCUUUUCAGCUCGUUACAGAAGCUUUUAACUUGUUAUCUGACAAAUCUAAGAGAGCUGCUUACAAUAGCCGCCGUAAUAUCAAACCAACCUUCCAGAAGGUUCCUCAGUCUGGUGUUUCAGUGCCAGCUGGCAGUGGGCAGUUUCAGCAGAAGUUUCCAACUCAUGUCGGAGUCGGAGUUGCAGUGCCAGGUGGCGGCAGAACAGCUGAUCAGAAGAUUCCAAUUCCGACACAGUUUGGUGCUAGGAAAACAGUUGAGCAACCUUUCAGGAACAACAACUCUCAACAAAAGGAUCCUGCUCAAAGUGGGAGUUCACCAGUUCCUGCUCAAAGUGGGGUUAAUGGUUAUCAGAAACAUUCUAGUUCAGCCGCCUCUUCUUCUUCACGUGGAAAGGCGGCACCACCAAAGAGUAGAACUCAAAAAGCUUCUUCUUCUUCUCCAACAGUUCAAUCUUUCUUUAACAGAGGUGAUACAUUCUGGACUAUGUGCACAAGAUGCAAGAUGCAAUACGAGUAUAUGCGUGUUUAUCUGAAUCAGAUUCUGAAAUGCCCGCAUUGUCAAGUGGGGUUUGCGGCUUCAGAAGUACCUCCACCUUCGAAUCUCGCACCGGUUCACCCUCAACAACAUCGAAAGCCGCCUUCUUCUUCUUCGAGCUCGAGACCUUCAACUUCUGGUGCGGCUAAUAAUAAUAAUAAUUCAUCCGGUACUACUGCAAGUGCUCGUUGGAGCCCUCUUUUCGGAACAACAACUUUUAACAACAAUACUGUUUAUAAUAAUAAUAGUUCCUUUCCUCAGAAAAACACUCCUGUUAAUGCUCAACCCAAAAGUGAUCAACAGAACAAGGCAGCUGGUAAACGGGAGAGGAAUGAUGAUCCUGGUUUAAGUGGAGGUGGUCCUUUAAAGAAGAUAAGGGAAAUGGUUGGUUCUGGUAAUAUUUUUGGAGGUGGUAUUCCAAUUCCAAGUCAACCAGGAACAGGAAUCUGGGAAACUGGAAUAAGAUUUUCAUCAGAAGUUGGAAGAAGAAAGUUUUUUGAAGGAAUCAGAUCAAAGAUUAAUCAUGUUAGCAGAGAAUUGUCAACUGUAGAAGUGAGAAAGAUGCUGUCUGAGAAAGCUCUUACGGAGAUACGCGAGAAAGUAAGAAAAUGGAAGUCGGAACGAGUUGCCAAAACUGCUGCCAAAGAGGCUGAGAUGGUCACGAUGACUGUACCGGAUCCUGAUUUUCACGUCUUUGAUUUGGACCGAUCAGAAAGUUGUUUUGCAGCCAAUCAGGUGUGGGCUACAUAUGAUGAUGAUGAUGGAAUGCCCCGUUUCUAUGUCAUCAUCAAUGAGGUCAUCUCAUUGGAACCGUUUCAAGUGAAGCUUAAUAAGCUCAACUCUAAAAGCACCACUGAGUUUGGCCCGUUGGGUUGGAUAGAAAAUGGGUACAUCAAGAGUUGUGGGGAUUUCUGGGUUGGGAGGUCCGAGACAAGAAAUUCACUGAAUUCGUUCUCCCAUAAAGUGAGGUGGGUUAAAGGGCCCCGCGGAGUUAUCCAGAUAUACCCACGAAAGGGAGAUAUUUGGGCUUUGUACAAGAACUGGGCCCCCGGUUGGAACAAAGAUACCCCGGAAGAAGUUGUACACGCGUACGACAUGGUGGAAGUGAUGAGUGACUACAACGAAGAACAAGGCGUGGAAGUUUCCCCUCUUGAGAAAGCUGCUGGUUUCCGAACUGUCUAUAAGAAGCCCGACUUAAAUGAGGUAACGCGGAUUUGGAGGGAGGAAAUGUUCAGAUUCUCUCAUCAGGUUCCCAAGCAUGUACUCACGGGUUUAGAAGGCCCGAAUGCUCCAAAGGGUUUUGUAGAACUUGACCCUGCUGCUACUCUGACAGAAGUUCCUCAGGUUACUGCACCAGGUUCAGGUUCAGGUUCAGGUUCAGGUUCAGGUUCAGGUUCAGGUUCAGGUUCAGGUUCAGGUUCAGACCUUCUUCAGGUGACUGCACCAGUUUCAGGUUCAGGUUCAGGUUCACGCCUUGUUCAGGUGACUGCACCAGGUAUCAAGGACCACUCAACAGGAACAGAUUCAGGUUCAGGUUCGGGUUCAGGUAUGCCGAAUAGGUAGGAUUGGUUAGCUAUCUUGGUUAGGAUUGAAUGAAGAAUCAACAUUUUGACAAGAAAUCUUGGUUAGAAUUCGCAACAAAGGAGCCGAACUUCUUUUUGGUAACAUUUUAGUUAUGGUUUGGUUUUUGGGAAUAGGGGUAUAGCCGUAUUAUAGGGUAACUACACAGGAGAAAUUUUCUGGGUUUUGCUUAUUACUAAGCAAAUUCUUGAAGUUUUCUUCAUAGUUUUUCUUUAGAAUAGUGUUAAGGCUGGUUUUAGUUGAUUAAUGUAGAAUUACAGACAGAACCCUUUUGCUAUAUCAGUCAAAGAUGGCGAAUUUUCUCCAUA